UCUAGCUUUCGUGCCAGACAGUGCGUGCGUGUGUGACGUAAGUUUUUCACGGUUUCGGGCCGUGUCCGGGUGUCCCGUCUAAUCGAUUGAUGGGGCUUGAGACAGUGAGGCGUUACGCGCGUUACGGUGUUAUUAUGCAGGAUAACCUGGGAUUAAGUGUGGAUUAAGCUGGCGGCGGGUCGACCGGCGGCGCUGAAAAGCCUUCGAGGAGGAGGCUUUCGAAGGUGGGGGUGAGAAAAACGUCGCGACGCGAGUCGGGAAAGUGUCUGCUGACUGAGGGGAGUGAGUGAGACGGCUCCGAGUGAGAUAGAGAGUGAGAAAGGGAGAAGGUUUUGUGAAGGAUUUUGGGGGUAGUUUUUGUCGCGUGGAGUUUGGGAGUUGUGCAGGCAGACUUGAAAAACACAACGUUUGCUCUGGGUUAAACAUGAGACGUUAGCGAUACAUGUAACUAAGCCAAGAGGUCACGUCAACUGCACGUUAAACGAGUGUUGACAAGAUUCCAGCCAUGUGAUAGCGGAAAGGUGCGACCGGAAAGGUCUCGAAUUACCCUGGAAAGCGCCACGUCAAGGGGCAAGUGAUUGAUGGAAAAUCAUAAAAAAGAAGUAUUCAGCCAAGUGUAAAUAUUGUGCAGCGUAGAAAUAAAAAAAAGAGGGAGAGUGUCGCAGACCGUCGUUAAAGUCGUGUAAUCUGCCAACCUCCGACAAACUGUCGUCACGUCGUACGCUACACACAUCUACUACGCUGCCGUAGAGCGUUGAUAAUAAUCUAUGGACGACCCCCCGCCGCACCUUCUUCCAACCUCCGGGGCAGGUGGUUGCCCUCAGGCCUAGGCAGCUACGGUCGUUUCAAAAGUGAGUCUCUCACAACUCGUGUGUGAAGCUAUUAGGCGGAAAAUUUGCCCUCUUCCACCCCGAUUCCCCCCUUCUCAAAUUUCCCUCACGUACAUAACCUAAAAGGAUCUCGCACACUCCUAAAAAGCCAAGCGUGUCUCUGUGGUUGUGUUGGUGCGUAAAACGCUACCCUAGUGUCGGUGUUGGUGUAGCGCAGUACGGCAAUGUGUUUAUUUCAUCGUGAAAAUUGAGGCCCCAAAAAUGUGCAAAUGAAAAGAUAACAAACCUCGAAAGGUGGCCGUUACGUCGUUGCCGGAAUUGCCAAUUUUGCGCGUCGGAGGGAAAAAUCGGUUCCCCCUUAAAAAAGGAUAACACAUAAAAUAAAUCCAUGUGAGUUGGUGGCGGUGAAGGUCGGUCGGGGUUGGUGUCGUCUCAGGCUCAGGCAGGCAGCGGCAGGUGAAGGAUAAAUGUCCCACGGAGUUUGGAGGAGUGGUGGGGGUCACCGCGAGGAAGGACGACUCGUGCCACGUGAAAAGUAAUCUUUUCAGAAUUCUGUGACGCAAAACGUCGUGUGUUCGAAUCCCGACAGGUGCCCGAAUCUCACCGUAGUUCCUGGAAUAGGAAUUGCUCGGAUUAGGUCACCGGGAAUUAGAUGGAAAAUUAUCACUCGUGUGUGCGAGGAGGAAAAAUUGUCGUGAGGGAGGCAAAAGGUGAGCCGUUCAUCACACGUGGUGGUGCGUGACACGUGCCACGUGUGUCUCAGUGUGUGUGGUGGCGGGAGGGAAGAUGAAGAUUUAUGAUCGUUUUAUGCGAGGAAAAGUGAGUGCGGUGACGGUGCUGAACAGAUAAAUUAGGUUUUUUUUUGGUGGUCGGGUCGAGUUCCGUCUAGUGGGGGAUAAGUUUUAUUCGGCGAAAAAGAGAAGGAAAAGUUUUCGAAAGGGGGGCGGGUCACGUGAAAUAUUACGGUGACAUCGGUGGGUAAUUAGUCGAGCAGAAGAAUCGGAUUAGUGCCAGCCAGUUUGAAGGGAGGGAUAAGUGUGUCAUAAAUCCGGCUGAGUUGGGAGUCGUGAUAGAAAAAUUCUUCUGGAUCAAGGCUUCACCCAAGGAAGGAGAAAAAGAUACUACAAUUUACAGCCUUUCACAAGUUUAUAAAUAAUCACACCCCGGCGGCGGCAGUCGGUGACAUCCCAGCUGGUCUAAGGAUAGUGACCAGAUUGUCCCGUUCCGGAGUAGCUGACCCUAGCGAAAAGAAGAAGGAGUAGCGAAACCCGCAAGGAUGGGCUGCGGACAGAGCAAGAUUCAUCUCUACCCGAGGAAAAACAAGAGCAAAUCCAACGGCAAGAAGAGUGGACACAUAGAGGACGCCGACGCGGACGAGGAGGACGGCCACAACGGGCGGGACGAGCGGGACCGGGAAAUCAACGGCGAGAAGGAAAAGCUCGACGAGGACGGGUCGCUGCGGGACGACGGCUCGCCGGAACCCCCCAACGGCGAAAUUGUGUCCAUUCUGCGGAAAAACGGCUCGCUGCUCCAAAGCCAGGAAAUCUCGUCGAGUCAGCAGAACUUUUUUCGCAUGUUGGAUCAAAAAAUCGAAGAGGGUCCGGACUACGACUCCAACAGUGAAACCGAGGUCGCGCUCGAGGAGGCCCGGAUGAACGCCCUCGUGCAACACUGGGAGUCCGCCAGCCUGACGACGUCAAUGUGUUCUUCCACCAGUCGGUCCCUGCAGGGCACGCCGGUGCGACAGGUGCCAAUGCGACAACCUCCGCUGAGGCCAGCAUUCCAGCAGCCGCUCAGUGCCGAGUUGCUGUCCCAGCAGCAGAUGCUCAAGCAGCAGCACCAACUGAUACUCCAACAACAGCUUCAGCAACAACAACAACAGCAGCAACAGCAGCAGCAGCAAAUCAUCCACCAGAACUUCAACAUCAACAUGAACGUCAACAGUCCAAAGCGGGUCAUGGCCGGUGGCAACCCCAUCAACGUCGGCGGCAUCCCAGUCAGCAUGGACGGCCGGCAGCUGCUGUCCCAGACAAUCAUCCACCAGAACUACGGCGUCCUGCAGCCGUCCCAAACGGCACCCCAGCUGCGUCCCAGCUCGGGCCGGACGUUGCCAACGCCUGUUCAGUGUUUGCAGAUGUCGUACUACCAACAGCAGCAGCAGCAGCAACAGCUUCAACAGCAGCAGAUUCAGGGCAUGGCCGGAGCGGCACUGGUGGCCACCGGAGGAGGACCUUCGCUGGCCCAACAGCAGCAGUACCAACAGCAAUCGAUACCACCACAUUCGUACUACAAUGAUAUUCUGAGGCAUCCGUUGCAGCUCACAUCAGCACAGCUCGUAGCGCAACAGGUCCAGCAGCAGCAACAGCAAUGUCCCCCGGGAAUCGCCUCCGUGUCCUCGUCGCUGGCCUCCCUCGGCGGUCCAUCGUCCUCGGUGGUCUCCGUCGGCAGCAGUGGGAGUCUCCUUGCCCAGUCCCAACAGCAGCAGCUACCUGACCCGUCGACGGUGCCCCGGUUCCCACCGGCCAUCGCCGUCCAGCGGUUGGCACCCCAGGUUCAGCGCCAACUCCGCGAAACGCAGGAACUGAUCAAGGACUCGUGCUCGCAGCUGUACGCCACCGGGUACGGCAGUCCGGGCCCACCGGGGGUUGGCCUGCCCGGUCCACCGAUGGCUCCCCUGAGGACGAAUCCGGCGGCGACGGCCGCGGCCAGGGCAGCAGCUGCGGCAGCCGCUGCCGCCGGACGACGACCUCCGCCCGUUCCACCCACGCUGGAGACGCAGUAUUCGCAGGAACUUUCGUGAUAUCUAGACAAGUAGUGAAACUAUUAUUAUUGUAUUUUACGAUUUUUUUUUAUUUUAAGAUUAUCCGUUGUUCGAGUUUGGUUGCGAACAAUUUCGAUACACGAGUCACGUUUUUCGUUGGGAAAAAGAUUAGCAAGGCUGCUGAUGUAGGUUAAUUUCCUCAGGAGGAAGGCACGUUCGCACUGGUAGGUGAAUCACUCGGUAUUUAUAGUGAAACAACAAUUACGGUUAAAACAAUUGACGAGAUUAGCGAAUGUGAGAAAAAUAAAUCGUAAAAUAUUUGAGUUUAGUUUUAAGGAUCUCUCAAUUCGAUGUCCGUACCUUUCCUUGAUGAUGGAAUUUCAAAAUUAAACUUUAAUAUUUAUUCAAAAACAAAAAAAAACAGCAAAACUGUGUAACAUUUCCAAUUCCAACAGUUGGCUUCCUUCUCGAAAACAACAGUCCUUCCUGGUCAAAAAACAGCAACCUCCCUCAAGCUAAAUAGUUUUUCUCCCGUCCACCAAACCAAACCUCGUACUCUAUAAAUAAUUCAAAUUCGGUUUAGUUUCCGCCUCUCUCGUGUUCUCGUCCACCAAUAAAUAAAUCUGCCGUGUAAUCGCCAUCCCGCCAACUGUCCCACCACACACACUGGUUGACCGUUGACCCAAAGCCACGUGAAACAGUGUAAUUAAUUCAAUCGCGGGCCAUCCUGGAGCGCUGGCAUGACCUAGACCAGGCGGAUUGCAUACUUUCGGGCUGCAUCCGGUGAAACCCAAUCAAUCCCGUGUGGGGUUUGGUGGUGCUGGUUGCCUACGGGCAGGCGAAAUUUUGCGUGGGAUCUUUUGUAUGAUAUUGCACCAUGCCGGGGCGAUUCAACUUCAAAACUUGCUGCUCGAUUUUUUUCUCAAUUUUGGUGAAUUUUUGAAUGAUAGGUAAUUAUUAUUGAAUGAAAUUAUUAUUACUGGUCAUUUUUGAAGUAAAUGUCAGUAAACGCUUCAGUUUUGCCAUGGUAUGAUAGAUUUGAGCUCUUUGAACGUGCUCUAGUCGACAGAAUUGAAUUUGAGGGAAUUUCCAGCGAAAAAAAUAAAAUUGUAAAUGUCGGGAGUAUAUGCUAUGGAAUCAGCUUAAGCAACCAUGCGCACCCAUUUAAAUCUGUGGGAGUAGCUAGAAAAGAGAUGCCAAUAUAACUUCGUAGCCUUUAUACCCGAAAUUUACAAUUUUAUUUAUUGGAAGAAAAAUAACUAAAAUUAAAAUCUGUCGAUUUGGAGCAAGGACCCCAGAUCUAUUCUAUCUUUACGAAACUGAAGCGUUUUUUUGACAUCAACUUCAAAAAUGUUGAGCUAUUUUUUUAUUAAAGUUAUUGUUCUUGUAUUUUUGUAAUUUUUCAAACUACUGUAAUUUUUUAUAUAUAUAUGUUUUAAUCCAUCCUCUAAAUAUUUAGCUAUCAAAUACAACAAGUUUGACUAUUUUGCAAUCAAAUUAAUACAGGAAUCGGUUCGUAUGUUUGAAAAUUUUGGAAAGAGAAACAACAACUUUCUUGGUUGCUGAAGGUCGAAAGACAUUAGCACGAACAGACAAAAGGGCGAAAGUGGCUCUUUUGAAACAUAUUUAAAUAUUAUUUGAAAACUGAUUUGAAUAUGAUAUCAUGAUUUGAAGAAUUCAAUGUUCUGUAAAAGUUUGUCUUUUUUUUUUGGUUUUUUUAAACACGAGCAAAUUCUUGAAAAUUUUACGUGUUGUUUUUUCUAAUCCUUCCAACAUGAGCAGUUCCUUGUAAAGUUUUAUAAGUUUCUGUAAUAUUUCUGUCAGUGUUUGCAUUCUCUGACACAUGUUUAAAAUUUGAAUGGUUGAAUAUUACCUCUUUUUCAAUAAUUUUACCCUGAGGGUUGAAAAGAGCAGCUCAAAAGCGGAACCGUUUUUGAGCUGUCAAAGUGUAACCAUUUUACUGUUCGCCAGAAGCGUCAAGUAUUUUAAUCGAUCAUUAGAGAAUUUAUUGUAAAAACCAAUUUUGGUUUUUUUUGAUUUUUUGGUGAGGGAUGUGAGUUUUGUAAGGAUGUGAUUCCUGCUGGCCAGUUCCUUUGUCAGAGCCCAUCUUGGGUCGAAGAGACCUCUUUAAUCCGACCGCAAUUGGUGCAAUGUGCAGAAACUGGCGAAACCUCGGGCGAAACACUUCAUACUGAUUCGAAAACUUGGGAAAAAGCACAUCAGGUUUCAAAACAAAUUAUUUAAGAGCAAGAAAAAAGUCACGCUUGAGCUUGAACCGCCUCCUUUUUCGUUGUAAACAAAGUGGGAUCAUUCGAAAAUCACGUUACGCGUUCUCUCUUUUCUGGAGAAACACGAGAAAAGGGCGAAUAGGCAUUUUGACAACUGAAACAAUUCUGAAAUUUCCAAGACAGCAAGUAACUUUUUCACAAAACUCGAAGUGUUAAACCAUAGCAGGCCUUCCCAGCUACCUCCUAACGCUGCAGGUUUUGUUAAAUAGUUACCUGUUGUCUCGAAAUUUGCGAAAUGGUUCUAGCUGUCAAAAUGCUUAUGCGCUCUUUUCAAAUGUUGCUCCAGUUUUCACCCCCCAGAUUUUACCCUGGUGCUGAUAAGACAGAAUGCGUAACGUGAUUUUCGAAUGCUGCUCACUACUCCAGCUGCUCUACAGAUGUAAACAUAAACAAAGUAAAAGGCAGUGUUCAAGCUCAGGCGUGGCAUAGUUUUUGUUUUUUAUUACGCGUUACGUAAUAAAAGAACGCUCCCUAUGUUUGAUCAAUAGGCAAUCAAACGUCAUAAUUACCUCCCACUAGAGGGCGCUGAAACUUGGGGUGAUGUUUUCAUUAUAACCUACAGCGAGUAAGUUGGUUUGAAAUUUGAAAUUGUUUUAUUUCAUCAUAAAAUCGACAUUAAUAGCAAAUUAUACAAUUUUCAGGUAAGAAAUAAAUAGCUUAAUUGAUAUAAACGAAAAUAUUUUUGUGAUGGCCGAUUUAACCUGUUCAUUAUCUGAUUCAAAAUAAGGGUAUGUUUUAUCAACCAAAACCUAACUAAUCAAUUGAGAAUGUAGAUUAUUCAUUUUUUAAAGUCACUUCUACCAUAAAAGCAAAGCUCUGCUUGAAGAAUGGUAAUUGGAAUGAUUUUCAAAAUUUUCAAUCUAACCUCAUUCUCGCGUUUUCAAUCCGGAUCUCAGAAUUUUUAAUGAAAAAGGCAACUUAGCAAAAAAAUCAAAAAGUCAAUCGAUAGAACUUUUUAUUUCUUACCAUCUGUUAACUUUAUUUUAUUCCAAAAGAUCAAUUUUCUUUUAAAAAACAUUAAAAUAGUUUUCACUCGCCUUUGCACUUAUCGUGCAAAAACGUAAACGUAACCUUGCACCAAAGUUCUCCUACUCGAAUGUAGGUGGCGAAUCGAGUUUUUAGCUUUGGUUUUGGGGGCCUAUACAAACUUUACCGUUUUUUUACCCAGCGUAUUUUUGAUUCGUUAAACUAAUUAUGCUGAUGUUGUUUUUAUUAAAAACUCGUUGAGCUGAAACAUUAGGUUCAAUUAAUAAACACACAUUUUUUACCUUUAGUCCAUUCGACCUUUCGUCUAUUCGGCGUUAUGUCAUUCGACCUUUUGUCAAACAUUCGUUCCUUAUUUAUGAAAAUUUGAAUUUAUAAGUGUCCAUAUUUUGUAUAAAUAUUUUAAGAAUUAUUAAACUUCGAUCAAUUCUAGUAAAUGUUCAAAAUGGCUUCUUUAAACAUGAGACCAUGCAACAUGUAAAAUUUGUCAAUAAUGGACAUUAUUUAAUUGGACCUGGGACCUGGGGGUCGUUAAAGUGGAUGGUUUGUUGUUUUGAUUUUUUUGUUUUGGUAGCUCUUUUCAAUAUUAAAAAAUAAAAAAAAAACUGUGGACCUACGAUUCAAAAAAACCAAAAUUAAAAAAAAACAUGUUUUGUAAUAAACGAGUUUGCUAAACGUUUUUUGAUUUAUAUUUUCAUAAAAAAACUAUGGAUGAAUUGUUAAUCUAACAAACUCAAGUCGUGCCGCAGUUGAAUGAAUACGAGAGAGAACCUUCAUCCAAUAACAUUUAUUGUUCGUCUUGUUUUAAAUGUGUUGUUUCCAAACUUCACUGUUAAAAAAACCAAACAUAACAAACUGUAUAAAGAAAAAGACACCCGUUCGUAGUUAUGAGAAGUAGUAUAGCAUCCUUUAAGCCAAUAAGCUAGUGUUGAUAUAAUCCAUUAUAGAAUUUAAUGCCAACAAAAGAAACCAAACGGAGACAAAAAAAGAACCCACUUGAAACAAAACCAAAAAUAAAGCAACACACAGCUAGAUUAGAAAAUAUGAAGAAAAAAAAACUAAUUAACAAUUCCAGUAGUCAAAACAACACUCAAACACAAACAAACACAAGCGUUUUACACAAAACUCAACAGACCAGUGCAAGUAUUCCUUUACAUAACGAAGAAAUCCUUCACACAAUAGGUAAUAAUCGAUUUUAUAAGGCCAAAGGCAGCAGAAAGCAACAAAGAAAAAGGAAAAUCUAGUGAAACUGUAGCGAAAAUUGCGACGCAUUAGGAAAAGUUUCGUUUGGUUGAUUGCGACGAGUUAAAAAAAAACUUAAACUGUAACUGUUUUAUAUCCGUAUUUGCAUACUUUUGUAACACUUUUUGUAAAGUUGCACCCCGGGAAAAAAAUCCACAAAAAAUCAGUCAGAGUAGAACAUGCAAAUGAGGAAUAGUUUUUUGUGCCUGAAACACAACACAACAUACAUAAUUACACUUACACGUUCACAAACACUAACAAUCUACACAAGUAAAAGGUUAAGGGAAGACAUUUUGUGGCUGUUCAAAGGUAAUAAAUUAGUGGAACGUCUAAAUCGAUAGCAAUCUGGAAAUUUCUAAACAUUUCGCAUAAAAAAAACUAAACCUUGAACAUUUUCAAAAUUGUGUACAGAGAAAAAUAAAAUGGAAACUUGCAUAUCCUUCGUUGCCAAAAACUAAAAAAAAAACACAACUCUUUAACAACAAACACACAACAAUUCACUACUUUAGCAAAACUCGAACUAAAACAAAACCUUCACGUUCGCCAAAAUGAAACAGGACAAACUAAUGUGUAAAUGGGAGAUUUUUUUAAAAGUAGAACCAAAACCAAAAUCUUACUGUACUGAAAAAUAUACCAAACAAACAAACAACCGAAAUGUCUCAAGAGAAGCAAUGUUACGUUCCAUUACAUCCUUCAUGUGCACUCGAGAAAAACACAAAAAAAUGCCCUUUCCAGUCACGGUUGGGUUCGAAAACCUGUAACCUGUAAGCAAGACGAGAUUUAAGUAAAACAAACGUUCGAAUUAUGUAGGAAAGGAGACACGCGGUGGAAAUAUUUAUAAAUGGAAGAAUCUGUUCUAUACUAAUUCUAAAAACAAAACAUUCAGCGCACGUUGAGUACUAUCAGGAAGUGUAACAAAUAAAAAACAAACAAACAAGCAUACAAACAAACAAAUGUAAGUCAUGGUUAAAGUAAAAUUUGCUGUAUCUUAAACAGAACUCAACACAGACACAAUUUUCCCAUGUUUAAGUGAAAUAUUGAAGUAAAGCAAAAAUUAAAGAUGCAUACGUGCGAAAAUGUAAAAAAAAACAACUCUUAACAGUGAACGAGCGGAGGAAAUAAAGAAAAGUAUGAAAAAAUAUA
Molecule: messenger RNA, 9248 nt
Organism: Culex pipiens pallens (northern house mosquito)
Lineage: Eukaryota; Metazoa; Arthropoda; Insecta; Diptera; Culicidae
Gene: tow
Product: transcription factor SPT20 homolog
Exons: 7
Coding region: 2107-3630 (507 amino acids)
Source: RefSeq, a predicted model, not a curated record